Molecule: messenger RNA, 10370 nt
Organism: Girardinichthys multiradiatus
Lineage: Eukaryota; Metazoa; Chordata; Actinopteri; Cyprinodontiformes; Goodeidae
Product: collagen alpha-3(VI) chain-like
Exons: 46
Coding region: 279-9707 (3142 amino acids)
Molecular function (GO): serine-type endopeptidase inhibitor activity; protein binding
Source: RefSeq, a predicted model, not a curated record
CCGGGAGGCUGUUUGUGUUCUUCUGUCUCAACCAUUUGUCCCUUCACUCAGGACCUCUCUGUGUCUGCAUCUCCUAUCUUUGUCCUCAUCACUGCUCUGCUCAGCCUCCUUCCCAAGGGAAGUGCUGGAAAAAGCCAAUGAGAGGAUUUUACCAGGAGGAUAAUGACCAAAAGUCCAGCUUGCAGUCAUUUUUCAUAGCUCAUUAUCUUUAUUCUUCAAAAAUAAAUACGGUGGAGUAUCUGCUUCAACUCAGGGUGCCCUCCUAGUUUCACCUGAAGAUGAGGAGGCAUCGGUUGUUACCCCUGUGUGCCCUCCUGGGGGUCCUCUUUGCAGGACUCCCCCUUAAACUCGAUGCUCAGGAAGACUGUGCACAAGGCUCAGCAGCUGAUGUGUACUUUCUAGUGGAUUCAUCCUGGAGUAUGGGGCAGGAGAACUUUGAACAUGUCAGGACUUUUCUGUACACCUUGAUAAAAUCUCUGCACCAAGUUGGAGGAGGGAGGUUUAAGUUUGCCCUCACGCAGUACAAUAGCAGGCCCCAAACUGAGUUCCACCUCAACACCUACCCAACAAUGCAGGACGUCCUGGGACACAUCAAGGCCAUGUCUUACCGUGGCGGGGGCACCCGGACCGGCCUGGGUCUGGAAUUCCUGAUCCGCACACAUUUGACCUCUGCUUCGGGAAGCCGUGCAGCCGAAGGGGUGGCCCAGGUGGUGGUGGUCCUGACAGACGGGCGAUCGCAGGAUGAUGUUGGAGAGCCGGCCAAGGUGCUCCAGAUGGCAGGCGUGCAGAUGUUUGUGGUUGGAGUUCAGGAUGCGGUGGACUGGGAACUCAGGGAGAUGGCUAGCCAGCCACAAGAAACUCAUGUGUUCAAUGUAGACUCUUUUCUGAAGUUGCGGGAUAUAAUUCAAGAUUUAGUAGUGAGUAUUUGCGGUGCAGUGACCCGUGUGGGGGGCACUCCUCUGGUCAAUGAGGCCCCAGUGGCUGGACAAGGGACAGCACCAGAUUCAGCUGACCUAAUAUUCUUAAUUGAUGGAUCACAGAACGUUGGAGCAGCUAACUUCCCCUAUGUGCGUGAUUGGGUUACGAGAGUCAUUGAGCGACUCUCUGUGGGCAGGGAUGAAAUUAGGGUGGCCUUGGUCCAGUAUGACAACGACCCAGAAAUAAAAUUCUUUCUGAAUAGCUAUUAUGAGAAAUCUUCAGUCCUGGAAGCGGUGAAGGGCCUGACCUACUCAGGUGGUGAUGAAUCGAACCUGGGGGCUGCCCUGGAGGAAGUGGCUGAGAGUCUGUUGAGAGAGUCGGUCGGAGGCAGGGCAGAAGAGGGCGCACCCCAGGUUUUGGUGAUCAUCAGUGCAACAGUAUCCAGUGAUGACACUGGUGCGGGUCACCGGGCCCUCAUGAGGGCUGGUGUGGCCACCUUAGGGGUGCCGAUUGGUGACGAUGCUGCUGCAGAUCUGGAAGAGGUGGCCACAGAUAAAAGUUUUGUCCUGAAAGCUGACAGUUUCAGAACAUUGACAACCACUGAUGAUCCGCUCAUUGGCUACAUUACCGGCUUGGCAAUGCGCUCCAUUAUAUUUGAGAAUGAGUUCGCUGAAGUUGUAACAGUUGGAAGACGAGACAUAAUUUUCCUGAUAGACAGCACAAUGGGAACAGCGGUCAUCAACAAUGUGCGUGAAUUCAUCAGACGGUUCGUCAGCACCAGGGAAAUCGGUCCAGAUGCAGUCCAAGUGGGUAUUGCCCAGUUUACCACUGAUCCAAGACUGGUGAUGGACCUCAACGGCCACGGAACCAAGGAGUCCUUGAUCGCUGGUUUGACUGCUCUCAGACCGAGACAGGGACAGAACAUCAACAUCGGAGCUGCCUUAAACUUUGUGCAGCAGAGCAUGUUGAAAGCUGACAAAGGCAGCCGUCUCAGCCAGGGCGUUUCCCAGCUUGUGAUGCUUAUUGUCAGUAAAAAGUCCAGUGACAGCGUGGAGGGACCGGCUCAGGCCCUGCAGCGAAUGGGCGUACUGACUCUGGCUGCAGGCUCCAGGGCGGCUGCUGAUGAAGAGCUGAAGAAGAUCGCCUUUUCUGACAGAGUGGUGUUCAUGGCAAAGGACUUCAGGCAACUGUUUCGCAACGGCAGGGAAAUAACUGAUGCCCUCUCCACUCUGUCUGGGACAAUGGUGAUUGAAACACCCACGGACCCAGCGCAGAUGCAGAGAGUGUUUCGAGACAUCGUGUUCCUUGUGGAUGGAUCGAACUACAUCGGUAGCAAUAACUUGCCCUUUGUGAGAGACCUCAUGAUCAACAUUGUCAACCAGCUGGACAUAAGCCCUGACCGGGUCCAGAUUGGCCUCAUGCAGUUUGCAGAACAACCAAGAAUUGAAUUUUACCUGAACACCUACAACAACAAGCAAGAUGUCGUGGACAAGAUCUCUCAACUCAGGCUGACUGGGGGCUCAGUGCUGAAUACAGGAGCUGCUAUGAACUACGCUAUGAACAACAUGUUCCAAACAACAGCUGGGUCACGCAAGCUCCAGAAAGCCGUGCAAGUGUUGAUCCUGAUCACAGGUGGCCCACCCCAAGAUAAUGCUAGAAGUGAGGCUGAUAGAUUGGCUUUGGAAAACAUUUUGACAUUCACUGUUAGUUCUGGGCAAGCAGACAAAGAGGAAAUGCAAAAAAUUGCAUUUGUUCCAAAUUUGGCUUAUCAUGGAAGAAGCUUUUCAGACCUACCAGCCAUGGCCGACGAUAUCAUGCCUAGUCUAAUAACCACGGUUGGUGACACAGUCGAUGAAACAGAUGGAGCUGAAAGAGAUGUUGCUUUCCUGAUUGAUGGCACAGACAGUGUUCGGGCAGAUUUUCCCUACAUCCGGGAUUUCAUCCUCAAAGUGAUUGAACCACUUGACAUUGGGAUUGACAGAGUACGCGUCACAGUGGUUCAGCACAGUGAGACUCCCACUCCAGUCUUCUACCUCAACACAUAUCAAACCAAAGAGGAGGUGAUAAGAGCUGUGAGAGGGAUGGUUUUGGCUGGCGGACGCAGCCUGAACACCGGAGCGGCUCUCAGAUACAUGAAGGCCACCGCCAUGUCUGACAGCCACGGUAGUCGGGCUGCUCAAAACGUCCCUCAGUUUCUGAUUGUUUUGGCUGCAGACAGAUCCAUGGAUAGUGUAAAAGAACCUGCUGGUGAACUGAAGACAGACGGAGUUGUACCGUUUGGUGUUGGUGUCAAGAAUGCAGACAAGAGGCAGAUUGAGGCUAUUUCACACAACCCAUCCUUCGCUUUUAACGUGAAGGAAUUUAGUGAACUUGGCACCAUACCACCAAAGGUCAACACCUAUGUUACCUUGCCAAAGGACCAGCUUGCAGUCACCCUGCAGCAAGUGCAGUCGCAAGGCCCUCGGAAAGACAUUGUUUUCCUUGUUGAUGGAUCUGAUAGUGUUGGACGAGAAUUUGCUAUCAUCCAGGAGUUUAUCCGCAGAGUGGUGGAGAGUCUCAACGUGGGUGAAAACAAGAUUCGAAUUGGUGUGGUCCAGUAUGGUGACUCUGCCCAGGCUGAAAUGCAUCUCAAUACUUAUGCAACAAAAGAAGCUGUCCUGAAUGGCAUCAGGGAAAUGAGACAGCUUGGAGGAAGAAAGCGUAACCUGGGUCAAGCCUUGCAGUUUCUCAGUCAGAACGUUAUGAUACCAGCACAAGGUAGCAGGAAGCAAGAAGGUGUGCCACAGUUUGCUAUCAUUGUGUCCAGUAGGCCUUCAACAGAUGAGGUCAGCCGUGAAGCCUUUUCCCUCAAACAAUCAGGAGUCAUCCCAUUCAGCAUUGGCACCAGGGAGAUCAACCCCACAGAGCUACGGGUGGUGUCAUAUGUCCCAAAGUACUCUUUUACUGUUGAUGACCUCCCUGGUUUGUACACAGUCCAAGAAAGCCUCAUCAACACCCUAACAGAGUUAUCAGAUGAGGAUAUCGCAAGGUUGAGGCCUGAAUUCCCCACUUAUGGAGUAAUCACGCCACCGCCAGCAACUGGAGAUAAGAGGGAUGUCGUGUUUCUCAUCGAUGGCACUUCCGCAACGCGUAGUGAGUUCCCAUCCAUUCGUGACAUGAUAAGAAGAGUUGUGGACCAGCUGGAUGUAGGACUCGAUAGGGUCAGAGUUUCAGUGGUGCAGUACAGCGACGCUCCGAAGCUAGAAUUCCUUCUCAAUGCGUACUCCACUAAAAGUGAAGUUCGCCAGGCUGUGUCAGAACUUAGAAGCAGUGGUGGAAAUCGCCUCAACACUGGCCGUGCCCUUGAGUGGGUUGCCAGGAACAUCUACCAGAGAUCUGCAGGAAGCCGUGUUGAGGAAGGGGUGCCUCAGUUCCUCAUUCUGGUUACAGGUGGCAAGUCUUCAGAUGAUGUGUCCACACAGGCUGACCAGCUAAAGAGAAAUCUGGUUGCGCCUGUUGCAAUUGGUUCAAGAAAUGCAGAUCCAGAUGAGCUGAGACAGAUUUCCCUAAAGCCAGGGCUUGUGUACUCCGUUGACAGUUUCAAACAACUUUCAAGAGUGGAACCACAACUCAUUAAUUCAGUCCAAACAAUAUCCACUGCUGACAUUAUCAGCAGUUAUGUUCCAACAGUGGAAUUAGCCCCUCUGGAUCUUGGGAAAAAAGAUAUCAUCUUCCUCAUUGAUGGCUCAGACAGCACAGGUCCCAAUGGAAUUGCCCAUAUUCGGGACUUUAUCAUAAGCAUUGUCCAACAACUCGAUGUGCAGCCUGAUAGAGUCCGUGUUGCUGUUAUUCAGUAUGCAGACAGAGCUAAAACAGAGUUCUCACUCAAUACACACAGCAACAAGCAAGCUGUGCUGUCUGCUGUCAAACGCCUUCGUCAGAUAGGUGGACGUUCCUCAGAACUGGCCAAUGCCAUUGAUUAUGUCUUAGAAAACGAGGUAAAACCAUCGGCCGGUGUUCGUCUGUCUGAGGCCUCCCAGCAUCUUGUAGUUCUCACAGGGGCACCAUCCACCCAACCCGUGUCUAUCUCUGGACCUUUGCUAAAGAACAAACGGGUGAACUGCAUUGGUGUUGGGACUGGAAAUGCUGACAGAACUCAGCUAAGUCAGAUUGCCACAUCUUCUGAAGAUGUUGUUACAGUACCUACAUUCCCCAACUUGCCAACAGUAAAAGAAAAGGUUAUUUCCAGACUGAGUGGGGUCCCUGUGGAUGUUUUCAUCACAGAAGAUUUUCCAACGGCAGGUCUGCCUCAACCCAAAAAGGCAGAUAUAGUAUUCCUAAUGGAUGGAUCCAUCAACCUGGGCCAAGAAAACUUCAGGGACGUCAGGGACUUCAUCAUGAAUCUGAUCGAUCUGUUCUUCUCGGAGAGAGACAACCUACAAGUUGGCCUUGCACAGUAUGCCGGAGAUGUGACCGACGCCUUUUACCUCAACACCUACAGCAAGAGGGACGAUAUUUUAGAAGCAAUUGGCAAGUUAGAAUACAAAGGUGGACGCAGAAUCAAUACUGGUGCCGCCAUUCGCUACGUUCAAGAUGCUCAUUUUACCAAGCAGAGAGGCAGUAGGAUGGAUGAAGGCACUCCUCAGAUCCUCAUGCUUGUCACAGGAGGUCGUUCAACUGAUGACGGGAAGACAGCAGCGAUGGGCCUAAAGAACAAAGGUGUGAGAAUCUUUGCUGUAGGAGUGGGUGACAUUCAGGAUGAGCUAGAAAACCUGGCAAGUCAAUCUUCCACUGUGGCCCGAGCACAGACUUUCCAGGAGCUAUCAGAGCUCAACGAACAAAUCCUGGAGGCUUUGGACGAUGAAGUGAAGGGGAAGCUUUGUGUUGAUUCACAACUACCUGCUAAACCCUGCAAUGUUGAGGUGUUAGUUGGCUUUGAUGUGUCAGGCCAGAACAUCUUUAGCAGUCAAAUUAACCUUCAGAGCAAGAUGAACACCAUUCUACAAAGAAUUUCCAAAAUGACACCGAUCAGUUGCUCUGGAGGGCAGAACCCCUCUAUUCAAGUAGGCAUGCUGGCCUUGGAUUCUGCCUCUGCACCUGUCCAGCUCGACUUCAUGGACAAUCCUGAUGAGCUGUUUGAGGCCUUCAGAGGUCUACGGAGUCGGGGCCCCUUCAUCUUGAAUGCUCAGACCAUCUCAGCCUACAUUAACCGGUUCCGGGUCAGACAGCCCAAUACUAUCAAGGUUAUCAUUCAUCUGACCGAUGGUCUGGAUGGUCCAUACGCUGACAUAAAAAGACGAGUUGAAGAGCUUCGUCAGUCAGGAGUGAAUAGCUUCAUUCUGGUUGGGCUGGAACGAGUGCAACGGUUUGAGGAGGCUUUGCUCUUGGAAUUUGGCCGUGGCUUUAGGUACACAAGACCCUUAAAACUCAAUGUCAUGGACCUGGAAUAUGAACUUAUGGAGGAACUGGACAAUAUUGCAGAGAGGGAGUGCUGUGGAGUUCCAUGCAAAUGUACUGGAAACAGAGGAGACAGAGGGGCAGUUGGACUGUCAGGGAUUAAGGGUGGUCCAGGAUUACCAGGAAGCCCGGGACAUCCUGGUGACGAGGGGGGACCAGGAGAAAGAGGUCCUCCUGGUAUUAAUGGCACUCAGGGUUUCCAGGGAUGUCCUGGACAAAGAGGUGUCAAGGGCUCUCAUGGGUUCUCAGGGGAAAAGGGUGAAUUAGGAGAAAUUGGACUUGAUGGCAUCAAUGGAGAAGACGGGAAAAGUGGAGUUGCUGGGCCUGCAGGUGACAGAGGAAACCCAGGCAGAAGAGGUCCUAAAGGAGCCAAAGGACAAGCAGGCGACAUAGGACAAAGGGGAAUCAGAGGAGACCCUGGAACAAGGGGAGAAGAUAACAACAGGCCGGGACCUAAGGGAGACCGUGGUGAUACUGGACCUCCGGGAGCUCCUGGUGAAGAUGGAUUGACAGGAAGUCCCGGUGAACUUGGCAGACCGGGACUUGAUGGUAGAAGAGGCCCACCAGGACCACCUGGAAGAGCCGGGUUGACUGGGGCAAAAGGUCUGCCAGGACAGCCUGGUAUUGCAGGUCCAAGAGGUCAAGCUGGACCAAUUGGUUCACGAGGACCCAAAGGGGAGGAUGGGAACCCUGGGCCAAGAGGUCCUGGAGGUAACCCGGGUCCAGGUGGAGAAAAAGGAAGGAGAGGACCCCUUGGUCGCAAGGGAGAACCAGGGGAUCCAGGACUCAGCGGUGUUACUGGGCCAAUUGGCCCCCACGGAGAGCCUGGUCAAGAUGGCAGAGAUGGAAUUGGUCCGAAAGGUGAAAAAGGAAGAAAGGGUGAUGAUGGUUUCCCAGGAUUCCCUGGACCCAAGGGCGCAGCUGGAGACCCUGGCACCCGAGGUGGACCUGGACCCAGAGGAAAUCGUGGACAAAGAGGUGUAUCUGGAGAUAUUGGAUCACCUGGACAGAACGGAGAAGUUGGCUAUCCUGGAGCCUAUGGAGCCAAAGGACCAAGAGGACCGGGUGUUGUGCAAUGUGACCUAGUCAAGAAGAUCAGAGAUAACUGUCCUUGCUGUUUUGGCAAGCAGGAAUGUCCGCUCUACCCCACCGAGCUGGCCUUCGCCCUAGACGUCUCUCAGAACGUUGACCGUCAAGGCUUCAACAACAUGCGAGACACAGCUGCACUCCUGGUCAGAAACAUCACUAUUGCUGAGAGUAACUGUCCAAGAGGCGCUCGUGUUGCUCUGACCUUGUACAACAAUGAGGUAAUCACUGAGGUCCGGUUUGCUGAUGCAAUGAAGAAACGAUCCUUGGUGGAUCACAUUGAGGGACUGCAAAAACCAAGGUCGAAUAAGGAAGCAAGUUUGGAAACAGCCAUGAGCUUUGUGGCCCAGAACACCUUCAAGAGAGUUCGCAGUGGGUUCCUUAUGAGAAAAGUCGCCAUCUUCUUUGUUGGUGAUCGGAUUAGGCAGCCUCAGAAAAUCACUAAUGCUGCUCUUCGCCUUCACGAUGCUGGCAUUGCUACUUUGCUCUUGGUGAACAGGGACAACGCAGAACUCAGACAGGCAGUACAGGUUAACAACACAGCAUUGGCCCAGGUAAUUAUUCUUCCUGGCUCUGGAAGUUCCCAGUACAAAACAGUCUUCCAAAAGAUCUUGAGCUGCCACGUCUGUUUUGAUUUCUGCUCUCCAGAUCAGAUUUGUGAUUAUUUUCCCCCAUCAAUCAGCCGAGAUCGGAGGUCAUUGACCUCUGAUGUGGACAUCGACAUGGCGUUCGUCAUAGACAGCUCUGAGUCGACUUUCCCAUCCUUCUUCAUCGAGAUUAAACGAUACAUAGCUCACAUCAUAGAAGCUCUUCAUGUGUCUUCAGAUCCUAUGACAUCCGUUCAUCACGCAAGAGUGUCUGUCGUCCAGCAAGCUCCUUAUGAAUUCAUCCACAACAAAACUGGUUAUCCCAUUCACGUGGACAUUGGUUUGACCGAGCACACCUCGGCUCAGGAUAUGGUCAGAUUCCUGCUGGAGAAGACAGAGCAGCUGGAGGGUGGCCGUGCCCUCGCAUCGGCCAUCGAGUCAACAGUGGAGCAGGUAUUUGAAAAGGCGCCACAGCAACGUGACAGGAAGGUGAUUGUGCUCUUUGUGACUGGAAGCGUGGAGGUGGAAGAGGAGCAGCUGGUUCGCAUUGCCAGCGAGAUCAAAUGCAGAGGAUACUUCCUCGUGAUUUUUGCCGUGGGUCAAGCAGUUGGUCCAAGGGAUGCUCUCGUCCUGUCACGCAUGGCGAGCGAACCAUCAGAUGUCUUCUUUAAGCGCCUUGACCUCAUUUCUCACUUUUAUGACAAGCACAUACAGAGGUUUGGGCAGCUGUUUGCAAAGUAUAUCAGCUUUGAAACCCGACCUGAGCUGUCUAAAAACUGUCAGUGGACACAGAGUGACCAGCCACUAAAAAGCCCCAUCCCGCCAUCACACCAUCAGGAAAAACCCCAUAAACACCAUGAAAGUCACCAAGCAGUUCAUGAAAGAAAGCACCACGAUGUAGAAGAGCUGCACGUCUCCAACGUCACCUCCAGCAGCUUGAAGUUAUGGUGGAGCAACUCAGAACCCAAACUCUUUGUCUACUUUGAGGUGGUGCUGACACGACUGCACGAUCACGCCCUGGUUGUGAAGACCAAUGUCUCAGGCACAGAGAUUACCGUGGACAACUUAGAAAGCUCUCAAACAUAUCAUGCUGUGGUCACAGCACACACAGCAGAGGGUCAGACUGUCUCCACCCGCAAGGGGGUCAUCAGAACCAAAGCAGCAAGCCAAGGCAGCAAUACUGUAAACAUCAAACCAGUGGAGAUACCAGAAACUGUUAAUGACCUGGCAGACCCGUGCUCACUUGACUAUGACCCCGGAAUGCCGUGCAAAGACUAUCAGGCUAAGUGGUUCUUUGACAGAAAGAAUGGGUUCUGUACAGCGUUCUGGUAUGGAGGUUGUGGAGGCAAUGAAAAUAGGUUCGACACGGAGACACUUUGCUUGAAAAACUGCAUGAGGUCAGCCCCAGAACCUCAACCAGAGGAGCAACAAGCUGAACCAGUGGAGAUUCUUCCACCUCCUGUGGUUGUGGACAUUUGCCAGCUUCCCAAAGAAGAAGGGAAAUGUGCUAAAUUUGUUCUGAAGUGGCACUACGAUGCUCCCAGCAAGAGCUGCAUCCGCUUCUGGUAUGGCGGCUGUGGUGGAAACCAGAACCGCUUUGACACAUUUGAGCAGUGUAUGAAGACAUGCGGAAAAGCAGCAUCAGUCAACCAAGGAAUAAUUGCCACACUGAGAACAUAGAAAGUGGCCAGCUUUACCUCUGUUUGGAGAACCAUCCAAAAUGGCCACACUGUAAGGAUGCCUUGCUGAAGCAAUGGUGGCUGCACUGGACUCAACAGACAUGAACUUUACCCCCAAAACUUCCUUAAGUAGUCUCUUUCACAACAGGAAAGAAGGAAGAUAGUUUGCUGUGUGAAAAGUUGAAUCUACUGGUGCUAAAUGUCUGAGUUGAAUAAAUACAGCAGUUUGUGUCUGGAACCAUAAUGUAAAACACGGUUUCAUGUUUUCUAAGAGUUUUUAGAAUUAAACAUAUGAAUUACUUGGACAAAGAUGAGUAAUUAAUCUGUAAAAGCCAGACUUUAACGUUAAACUGUCCCAGUGGUUUAAAGUGUUGUCAGACUCAGUCCUUGUGGAGUCAUUUGCUUUUUAGUUAUUUCACUGCAAUGUUCACACAGCUCCUUACAGCCAUGUUUAUCAUCCAGCAACCAACUGCUCUCAUGUAAUGAAAUGUCAAAUGCACUUCUGGAUCCAUUUCCUCCUUUAAUAAAGUCCAGUUAUUUAGAAACGGAAUGUAAUGUCAAUCUGAUUUUUGUUUUUAAUCUGGGUUUAAUGAAGUUUACUUGUCAGUUUGUGUAUGGGGCUAAUAAAAAAGAAGUAGACUUUGUAAUAAAUAUGAGCAACUGA